ACAUUUUGAACCCAAACCCCCUCCUUCUCCCCUCGACCUCCUCGAAACCCCACUCCUCUCGUGUCGAGCGAGCCUAGGGUUAGGGUUUCGUCACUCCCGCCCCCGAUUCGAACCAAUCCGCCUCGCCCCCCGCCGCGCCAUGGCCGCCGGCUCCAUCGUGGUGGACUUCCCCUCCAUGGGCGCCGCCUUCUGCUUCCCCAGCCUCGAGUCACUCCUCCGCGACUCCGCCUCGGGCUUCCUCGCCGCCGUCUCCGCCGCCCCGGCCCCCGGCGCCGCCGACCUCACCAACUUCCACCGCGUCUUCUCCCGCGUCCUCAGCGCCUACCCGGACCCGCCGCUCGAGGCCGUCUGGUUCUUCUCCGCGCUCUCCUUCCACGACCGCCCCGACGACCUCCGCUCCCUGCUCCAGCUCCUCUCCGCCUUCACCGCCUCCUCGCCAGGCGCCGCCAAGCCGCUCGCCCUCCUCGCCCCCGUCGUCUCCGAGCUCUUCCACUCCGACAAGCCGCGUAGGGAGACCGAGGCCCUCGUCGAGGCCGUCCUCAGCUACAUCAGCAUCUGCAGCAGCCGCCCCGCCCCCUCUUCGGCCGAGGGGGGCAGCGCCGACGCUCUGAGGCUGCUGCCGGCUUUCGGCGAGCUCGUCAAGGUGUGGAGCGUGCGGCACUCGAGGGAGAGGUGCCCGUUCCAGGUGCUGUUCCCGCUCGCUGGGGACGAGGCCAGGCGGGAGCUCAUGAAGGAAGGUUGCAGUGUUGACUACCUCGCCGGGGUGGUGCUGGCUGAGGCGUUCCUUCUCAGGCUCUGCCUCAAGGUGCAGAAUGCAACAGGGGUGCCUCGCUCUGAGCUGCAGAAGGAGCUCAAGAUCUGGGCAGUCAGCUCCAUCCCGGUCUUCCAGAACCACCAGUUCUUCGGGGUCCUGCUCAACAUGCUCUUGAACUCUCCGCUACCUGUUUACUCUCUAGUGAGUGCUGAUGACGAAAUCUUGUUGAGAGAUGUCCUUUAUGAUUCUCUUAUCCUGGUGGAUUAUUCUUUCAUUAACAAUAGUGCUGGAGUUGAUCUCUUGCCUAUAUAUGUGUCGAGAUUGGUUAUCACUCUUGAUGCUGUCAAUGAUGCCAGGAGGAAAGGUGAUCAAGGGAGAGCAAUGUCGUUUAUCAACGCUUUCUCAACCUCAAAUGUUCCCAAUUUUCUCAUCAAGUGGGCUACUUGUCAAGCUGGCUCUGGUGCACUCAGCAAACCAAUUGCCAACACACCCCAAGCUAUUCUCAAGUGGGUAGCUGACCUUGAAGAUAAGGGGCUCAAAGUGUUUGGAGAUUACAGUUCAUGGAUUAUGGGGAGGUUUGCUUAUGCUGAGGUCAAGAGUGGCUAUGGGAACAUGAAUCAUUCAGAUGCGGACCUUUUCUUUGUUGAUAAACAGAGUGGUAGGGAGUUUAUGGACACCAAAGGCAGCGAGGAUGAAGCUGUGGAGGAGAUGGAGACUGCAGGCAAUGCUUUUAUGGCUGCUGCCCAGUCAAUGAAGGGGGUAACUAACAGCAUAAGGAAGAGGAAGAGCUGUGGAAAUGAAGAUGCAGCAGCUGUGAAGUUUGUGAAGUACAGGGUAGAAGACAGCUCAGUGAAGGACUACCUGUCAGCAGCUAAUGGCAUGAGCAGUGGCAGUGAGGUGGAGAACCCGCAGUCUGAUGAUGAGAUGGAAGAAUCAGACUGAUGCAUAGAAACGAGAUCACCCGCUAAUGCUUACUUGGAAGAGUUUCUUGGACAACCGCCUUUUUGGAGCUUGGGCCAGUCUUGUUUCAGAUGCCGCUUCUUAAUGAUGUCGUGCAGUACCCUGUUCUAGGAUAAUAAUCUGCAAGAGGGCUCGUCUCCAGCUAGGCUUUCGGAUAUAGUAGUAACCGUUAGCUGACCCUACUUGACAUGGAGCAUCUGAUGUCUGCUAUGAGCUAUAUCGUGUUCUUUGUUAUUAUAAUGCUAUAGUAGAGACCUCAAAAUGUAGUCUUGCUUCAAGUUAUUACUUCUGUAAUAGAUGGGUACUUUGUUGUCAUCCCACGGAACCAGUAGGAAGUAAUGAAAUCUUAACUUUUCCUGUGUA
Messenger RNA from Sorghum bicolor (sorghum), 2077 nucleotides. RefSeq lists its product as uncharacterized. NCBI's taxonomy places the organism in Eukaryota, Viridiplantae, Streptophyta, Magnoliopsida, Poales, Poaceae. The record is from RefSeq and is a predicted model, not a curated record. The transcript has 5 exons. Bases 140 to 1696 code for a protein of 518 amino acids.